Molecule: messenger RNA, 1731 nt
Organism: Seminavis robusta
Lineage: Eukaryota; Bacillariophyta; Bacillariophyceae; Naviculales; Naviculaceae
Source: the annotation of a GenBank genome assembly
GUACUCAAAGCAAGCACAGCCACCUGUGGCGGCACGUUAUAUCAAUGCAUUACAAUAGCUGACUUCGUGGACUAUUAAUAGCGUGGAAGCUGCCCACGCUGCCUACUCGGAUGAUAAUUAUGCCAUGCAUGAGAGCAUGCUGGGCACCACGAGAUGAUCUUGUAUCGAAACGGCACGUUGUCACGGUGAUGAACAAGUCGAACAGGAGCGCCACGGUCUGUCGAAAGAGUUCGGCUCGACACCCAGACAAACCUUCACAUUCUUUUCGAUGAAACGGCAACUUCAGACGAAGAUCGACAAUCGACAUUUUUCAAGUCAAUUCAACACCGAUACAAGAUGAAGAAGACGAAGCCUCAGAAUCGAAUUCACCUGACGGUUGCUCAGAGUGUGUCUCUUGCUGCCGCGGCAGCAUCGUUGGCCGCCGUUUCCACCACCCUUAUCGCCAGCCAUUGGUUUCAUUUCCAAACGAUCCAAGGCGAGAAUUACGGCACCAUUGUCUCACGCACCGUCAUUGCUUCCAAGCGAAAUCCUCGCGAAUGGAAUGCUUGGCGCAACGCCGACAAUAUGCUGGCAUCCAGUGCCAUCCUGAACGAUAGGGAACGCCACCAGCUGCCCUUGAUCCCUCGAAAGAAGCAAGAUUUGAAACCAACAGGCGACAGACUAGUUUCCGAACCAAUGGACGAUGAUGGUACUACCAGCGCGCCUUCAAUUGCUUGGUUGAUGUCUUUUCCCAACAGUGGUACAUCUUUCACUCUCCAUCUAACCCGCGAAGCCUCCAACUGUACCACCGCCACCAACUAUGCUCUGGAAGGUGAGGUCAAGGACCAACCUGGCGUCCAGGCCAUUCCUACACCUGACGGGAGCCACGGCCCAUGGCUGGAGAUCAUCCCCAAUCGCCCCUCAAGGAUUCCUCGUUUCAUACUGACCAAGACACACUGUGGUGGGUUUUGCUCCUACUGUCCGCCUUUCAAGUACGUGGAAACUCCACGGUCCUUCCAAAUGUCUUGCCAAACUGGCACGAAAGCUUACCCGAGCAAAGAAGGCGAGUUGAAGAAAAAGGUCGUCACAUACGACUCCCAUUUGGUCAAGAAAGCAAUUCAUGUUUUCCGUCAUCCCCUCGACAACGUUGUGGCGCGAUUCCAUCUCGAUCACCGACGCCAACUUCGAGGUGGGAACAGCAAAAAGAGUCUUUCAUGGCCAACGACGUUUCCCCGCAACAGCACUGGCUUUCAGCGGUGGUGCCACUUUAUGGACUCGACUUCUGAUUUGCUGGAUCUGCACUGGGUGGACCAACGAAUGCGGGAUGCUUUGGAUGGAGUUCCCUGCAAGGCUGAGUUCUUUCGCUACGUUCAGUGGCACAACAUGGCUUUUGUGGCGUUGGACGAGAUGGGGAUCCCGUCAAUGAACUUGCACUACGAGGAUUAUCAGUAUCAAUUUGAUGAAACCCGAGAACGGAUCAUCGAUUUCUUGGAACUCCCUCGGAGCAGUGGCAGUGUGGAGUUUGUUCCUGGCAAGGAGUAUCGAGACUAUUACAACUUGACACAAACGAAGGCAAUCCAAGGCUUUAUCAAAGAGUUUUCAAGUCGGGCGACCUGGACAGAACUAGAACGGUACACCAAAAGCAUGGUCUGGUAGAUGAUAACGUAUACAUAAGUAGAGCAAGUUAGUUUUGCUGAUGUCGUCCCCCUGAGUUUGGCCCACCCCCAUACACCUAGCCAUUCCAAAAUGCCA